AUGCUUCUAAACAGGAUUCUCACCAUUGCCGCAAUUGGGCUUACAGCUUCUGGCUUUGUCAUUCCAGAAGGGCAGGAAGAAGGCACCUACGCUGUCGAGUUCGUUGACGGCGUCGAGGUCCACACAAAACUCGCCAACGCCACCGUCUACGCCCCUCUUCCGAAGCCUUACGCAUCUGAGCCUCAACCUAACCGCCUUAUACGCCGCGAUUACUCCUGCGGAGGUGCCCGGGACCUCCAUCACGGCAACACGGAUGCCGCCAACGCGGACCUGGACCGCCAGUGCGGAGGAGGUGUGAACGUCAACCCUGGGAUGAACUAUUACUCUAUCCGCGGCGAUAUUGUGGCUUUCUUCUGCAACUUCAGCGAUCGCGAAGCGAAGUAUUGCAGUGCGGGUGGCAGACAGGAUUACUCGAGGGAGAUUACGAAAGCGUGUGGUUGGUACAACUCCGGCUGGUUCACCUUUCCAAACCAAUGGAGUAUCGGCUAUGAUCGCGGACGAUGCUUCUGUGGCGGAUGUGCUUGA
Molecule: messenger RNA, 525 nt
Organism: Cucurbitaria berberidis CBS 394.84
Lineage: Eukaryota; Fungi; Ascomycota; Dothideomycetes; Pleosporales; Cucurbitariaceae
Exons: 1
Coding region: 1-525 (174 amino acids)
Source: RefSeq, a predicted model, not a curated record